GAAAUAGCCACCAGCUCUCUGGGAAGCCUGAGCUCAGUGGAUAUGAACACCCCUGCGGAGCUCCGUGACUACUUGGAUGUUGGGACCCCGGUAAAGUCGCGUGACAGCCCACCCAGGCCUGCUCCCCCCCCUACCAAGCCCAGGAGCAAACUGCCUCGGCCUACAAGGUUCCUUAGCCUGCAAAAGGCUGACACCGGCUCAGAUGUCUGCUGUCAACCCAUAGACAAGAAGGCAGCCAGUGAGCCAAAGGGCCAAAUAAAGAAAAGUCAGGACCAGGCCAGAUUGCAGCCCCUGUCCAACCCAGAGCAGGCCCUGACUAAGACCUUCAAGCUGCUCCACUCUGCCUCUGAUGACUGGGAGAAGAAGAUCGAGGGCUUGACCUCUCUCCGUGUGAUGGCUCAGAACCACAUGGACAUACUGAUGCCUAAACUCCAUGAUAUCUGCCUUGCCAUUAUAAAUGAGGUGAAGAACCUGCGCUCUGCAGUGUCCUGUGCUGCCAUGGCCACACUGGGUGACAUGUACGUUCACCUCCAGAGGGCCAUGGACAGUGAGGUGGAGGGGACGGCACGCGUGCUGCUGCACAAAGCCAGCGAGGCCAACAACUUCAUCCGGCAGGCCGCCAACUUUGCCCUGGGUCACAUGGUGCAGAGCUGCACCCCUACCCGUGUCAUGAAUGCCCUGCUGGUCGGUGGGCUGAGCCACCGUAACGCUGCGGUGAGGAGCUGCACUGCUCAGCACCUGGAGAGACUGGCUGAGGUCAUGGGGAUGGCUCGUCUCCUGUCGGGGAAGAAAGACCUCACUGACCGUUUCUUGAUUGCCGUCAGUAAACUGGCUGUGGACCCUGCACAGGAAGUCAGGCAUCAUGGUCGCAAUAUCUUGAGAAACGUGGCCCCCAAUGGCGACUUUGCUAAAAUGUGGGACAAAUUCGCUCCGAGGAAAGAGCGAGAAUCCUUGAGGGAGGUCAUCUCAAAGGUUAACCUCAAAGAAAGGUACAUUCUCUCUGGAUGAUUAGAAGAAGUAUGACAAAUGAGCUGAUAUGAUUACAGAACUCCAAUCCCACUGGGCACAGACAUCAGUUCAAUGUCUAGUUUUGAUUUAAAUUUGGGAAAUCAACCAAUGUGAAAUUAACCAAAAAUGUUGGUUAAAAGUUGGGUGAAAAAAAUCCAAUUGUGUUUUCCACAUUGAUUCACCGUCAUCACAUAGAUUUUUUUGUUGUUGUUGAAAUGAGGUGGAAACAACGUUUAUUCAACCAGUUUUGGCCCAAUGGGAUGAAUUUAAUAUACUGUAAGAUUAUAUCUUUCUGUCUUUUCUCUUUUUCAACAGGAAUAUCUGAAUAAUCCCCAACUUGACUAUAUGUUUGUAUCUAAAUAUUUGCACAUUUCCCAACUUGACUAUUAUCCCCUCCAGUCCCCAAACUCUAAUAUUUUCGCUCAUUCUAAGAAAUUUGACACUAUCAUCCAAACCCCCAUGUAAAUGCAUCUUUAAGCUGCAUCGACUCCCUGUCCAAGUCCUGAAUUCACUAUAAGGCAAUAUGAACCACAUUCAAAGCACUAAAUGACCUUUCCUCGAAGCUCCUAUCUGAUCUACCAGCUCAAUAGUGGUCUACUGAAACCAUACUCACCAUCUCAGGGGGUGCUCAGAUCAUCAACCACUGACCUCCACACCAUCCUCAAAACCAGCAGUCCUCUUUUGGAGGCAGAUUGGUCAGUGCUCCUGUAUGGCACCAACAUUGUGGAUUUUCAUCCAAUGCUUCUGGACUAUGAGAACAUUCUUUGGACAAUAAAAUUAGGUAAAAUGGAA
This is a messenger RNA of Salmo salar (Atlantic salmon), 1800 nucleotides long. The record is from RefSeq and is a predicted model, not a curated record. NCBI's taxonomy places the organism in Eukaryota, Metazoa, Chordata, Actinopteri, Salmoniformes, Salmonidae.